AAAAUGGCUGACUUACCGAUUGAUAGGCUUGAUCCAGUACCGCCUUUCACUUAUAGCGGAGUUGAUUUAUUUGGACCGUGGUACAUUAAAGAAGGACGUAAAGAACUUAAACGCUAUGGUGUCUUGUUUACGUGUCUAUCAUGCCGAGGAGUACAUAUAGAGACAGCAAAUUCACUCGAUACCAGUUCAUUCAUAAAUGCGUUACAUAGAUUUAUAGCCAUACGUGGCCCUGUAAGACAUCUAAGGUCAGAUAGAGGAACCAAUUUUAUAGGUGCGGAACGAGAAUUGCGAGAAGCUUAUUCAGAAAUGGACGAUAAAAGUAUAAGACAAUUUCUUUCGAAUGAAGGAUGUGAUUUUGUAGAAUUCAAAAUGAAUGUCCCAUCUGCCAGUCAUAUGGGUGGAGUUUGGGAACGUCAAAUCCGGUCAGUUAGAAAUGUGCUUGCGUCACUAAUGCAUCAAUCUGGUACACAAUUGGACGAUGAAUCUUUGAGAACUUUUAUGUGCGAAGCCGCAGCAAUUGUGAACAGCCGUCCUUUAACUCUUGACAAUUUGAAUGAUCCGUUAUCAGAAGAACCCCUAACGCCAAAUCAUAUACUUACGAUGAAGUCAAAGAUUAUUCUUCCUCCGCCUGGACAAUUUCAAAGAAGUGACAUUUACUCUCGAAAACGCUGGAGGCGAGUUCAGUUCUUAGCCAACGAGUUUUGGAAUAGAUGGAGAAAGGAGUAUUUGUCUAAUCUACAAUCUAGAAAGAAGUGGACUGCUCCUAGACGAAAUUUGCAAGUCGGCGAUAUAGUUAUGAUCAAAGAUGAACAAGCCGCGCGAAAUCAGUGGCAUCUUGGGAAGAUCAACACAGCACACGUAGAUGAAGAUGGACUUGUUAGAAAAGUGCGGGUUACGAUCGGUGCUCAAAUUGACAAUAGUGGAAGGAGGAAUUCACCUCUUCAGGAAUUAGAUAGGCCGAUUCAAAAACUAGUGUUAGUAUAAGAAGUAGGGGAAACCGAGGAAGUCCCCACCGAGGAGCCGAAUGACAUUUAGUAUGCGAUGUUCAGUAAUGGUAGUAUAGUGGUUAUAAGACUAUGAUAUUUUGGAAAAAUUAAACAUUAAUUUUGGGGAGCCAUGUUACUGUUGUACAUUAAUUAGGAGUAAGAUACAUAUUACGAUUACAAUCUAAGUAGUAUAUUGUCGUUUCUUUCCCCGGUAUAUCAGAUUCCCAUGAACGAAGCACGAUGCUAUGAACACAUAAUUUUGACAUGUUAAUGGCCCAAAGAGUUCUUACGUACACCUGCGUAAACCUGCGUAAACCUGCAUAACAACGUAUACCAUGAACUUUGUAUAAUGUUAGACAACUGGGUGAAAUAUGCGAUGCACUGUAUGUUUAUUUGACAAUUGCGACAUGAAUAAAGUCAUGAAUAAAGUAUCAGAACUUUCA
Messenger RNA from Mytilus trossulus (common blue mussel), 1429 nucleotides. RefSeq lists its product as uncharacterized. Gene Ontology annotation, biological process: DNA integration. The record is from RefSeq and is a predicted model, not a curated record. Gene Ontology annotation, molecular function: nucleic acid binding. The transcript is spliced from 2 exons. Lineage: Eukaryota; Metazoa; Mollusca; Bivalvia; Mytilida; Mytilidae. The coding region runs from base 4 to 984 and encodes 326 amino acids.